This is a messenger RNA of Podarcis lilfordi (Lilford's wall lizard), 12184 nucleotides long. The record is from the annotation of a GenBank genome assembly. Lineage: Eukaryota; Metazoa; Chordata; Lepidosauria; Squamata; Lacertidae.
GUGGAGGAAUCCCGGGAUCUCGCGCUGCGGCGCUGCGGUAUCUGCUCAGGGGCAAAUGGCCGCGGCAAAGUCGGGCGUGCUUUCCCUUGCUGAGGGAGAGCUUAUUUCGUGUGAAGAAGCAUCCCCCCCUCAAAGGAAAACCCCCAUAUGAACAGCUCUGCCUGUUCAAACUUCCGUGGCGAUGCAGCCCCCUGUCCUCACACUGCAGAUCCGUGUUUCAAACCGAGGUGGAGAAAAAACAUGCCACACCCCAGCUCUGCAGUGUUGACGUUGGGGGCUUGACAACAACCCUGCGGUGUAGGAAUACUCUCAGUGUAGGUGGGGGGUGAAGCUGGAGCGCAUGGCAGCAACACGACCCUGCAAUAUCAUCGCAGGUUAGAGCUGGCGCUGAGACUGGUUUGGCUUUGCAGACCAAAAUCCCACUCAAUUCAUACUACAGCUUAUAGCUGUAGCGCUUAUUUAUUAUAUUUUUAAUUUUAAAAAAAUCCCGCCUUUCUUCCACCGUGGGGGGUUUCCUUCUGGUCCCAUUUCAUCCAGGUACUGAUCCAGACCCGGAUCUCGGGCAGGAUGGCUUCAUAGAUGCCCACAUUGCUCCUCUCUGGACGAUGCUUCUGCAUUACCUGCUUGGAGCACCAGGUGGCUGGUUCUGGAUGGGGCCUUUCUCAGCUCGGUUGCAUCACUUCCUUUUGGCUUUCUUCUGUGAGAGCGUGGAAGGCGAGGCUGUUUCUUCGUCCCUGUUCCGGCAAGGAGGCUCCUGAGCAGACGCCCCGAAGAGCAUUCUUUGCACGCGUUUAAAAGGGCAGGAGGGAAGCGCCUUGGAGCCGCGAUCGAUCUUUCUUUCUUUUUCUUUUGCAAGGACUACCCCUGUCUCUCGCGGAGGCCGUCGGAAGCAUGGGAGUCACCUGGUACGGCAUUUUGACUCGGGUAUUGAUUGACUCGGGCAUUUUGCUGCCGCAGAGUUUGUAGCAGGCUGGUGGUGCUUGAUGGGAGACGAUCAGUAGCCGAAAAGACUUCGAAAAGGAGUUGGGGAAGGAUAGGUUUUAGAACUGUAACGUGUGAACACGCGAGCGGCGGGUUUUGUAGUAGAAUUGGGUUACCGGCGCUUUAAAGACAAGGCGAGUCGAGAUGCUCGUGAAGCAGCAGCAGCGGGAGGCAGGGUUGUUCAAAUAUAUGCAACUGCCGUUGAGACGCCUUCAGCAGGGGGGAGGGUGUAAGUAGGUGACCUGGCUGUAUGAACGAAUUGCGUGUCCCCGCAAACGGGGGGUUGUUGCAAUAGCCGAGGCAGUUGCCCGAUUAUGAGAAAGGAGGAUAUCGGUUUGUGACAUUUAGGCUGAGAAGAUGAAGGACGCAGAGAGUCAGGAUCCUUGGGUGGAUGCAUUUGACAUUAGAGGCUGGAUGUAGGCAAGUAUGCGCUUGCUGGUACCACCACAGCUUCACCGCACCCCUGCCCUGGAUUCAAUAAUAAUAAUAAAUACCCUGCCCAUCUGGCUAAGUUGCCCCAUUAGUAACACAUCCUCUCAACCUAGGUGGAAACACAAGGCAGGAGAUAAAAAGGGAGAAGACAAUGGACAAUGAGGUCUAACAAAGGGUCAUCUGGGAUCUGGUCAAUUAUUGCUGUUGACUUACCUUUAGAUAUAUAAAUUACAGAUUUUUAGUAUUUUAUUUCAAGUCCACCUUUCUUCCAGGGUGGCAAGUGCUGUUUGUUAAAAUGGUAAACACAGUUCUCAUUCCUCGUUUUAUCCCCGUGAGAAUCCAGAGAGUCCAGUAUUAUGGGCAUAGCAAUCCAAGCCUCCUUGAAGUUCUGGGGAAGAGCUGAGCUGGAUCCGGGAACAGCCCCAUUGCCAUCACAUGACAGAAUUGAGCCUGAUUGCUGUGCUAGCUCCAGGCUGCCACAGCAAGUUGCCCCCUUCUUUCCCCCACCAGCUUGAGGGGAACAGGCACUGGUUGUAGUUUGGAUUGCACCCUAAUUAAUUCAAAAUAGUUAGCCUUUCCACACUAGUUUACAGGAGAAUGAUGUAAAAAUAUAGACAAUAAUAAAAUAUUUUUAUACUACAAUUAAAAUAUACAUAUUGAUGUAGCUAGUGCCACAACUGGGGGCUGCUGGGUUGUUGUUGAUUCAUUGCAGGGCCUUCUCAGUGACAGCUCCCCACCUGUGAAAUGCCCUCCCUCAUUCUUGACUUUUAGGAGGAAUUUGAAAAGAUUCCUCCUCACUGAGCCAAUGGAUGGCUGAAAGAUACUGUUCCUGGAAAUCCUGAAAUCAUUAGCUGAGAUCAGGCUAUUGUUUUUAAACUAUUUUUAGAAUGCUUAUAAACUAGAACGUUUUUGAAUUUUAAAAAGUAAUUUUAAUGACAGUGUUUUUAUGAUACUGUUGCUGCACUGGGCUUCUUUUGAUGUAAGGGCAGGACCACUGGAGAGUUGCAGUGCCAGAUGUAGCUGUAGAGACCGAUAAGGGAGAGACAUGUUUUAUCGCAGGUGGGGCAGAUGAAGGCAUCUGGAUUUGUUGCUAAAGGGGCACCAUGGUGUUUCUACUCUCUGCGCUCCUCCCAGUGGUACAUAAAGAAAAAACAAACCAAAUUCAACACAUCAGUCUCAAGAACUAGUAAAUAUAAACAAGAGCAUCCUUAUGCUAUAUAAUCAUAGUAAAUGGGCAGAUCUGAAACAAAGAAAAAACACUGUGUACCUUAUUUCUCUUCUAACAACCUAGACCAGCCAUACAACAUUUUUAAAAUGGUAAAAAUUGUGUCUAUGCUAAAUGUGUGUUUCUUCACUAGUACACCAUUACAGGUGUGUGUGUGUGUACGUCUAUCAGCCUUGGCAACCAACUGAAUAAAUUCUUGCCAAUGUGUUUAGUUUUGUGCCUCAUUGCCAGUGAUACCCAGUGCAUAGCACAUUCAAGAUGUGUAGAAAAACAUCUGAAACAAGCAGAUAUUGUAUAGUCUACCUCACUCUCAGUCUCAUUCAAAUGCUUUAUACAGCCUUGCAAAUAACAUCAUAAAAGUUACCAGGCCAUAAAUGUUUACUCACACACUUGCAGUACCUCAGUUACUUGCGGCAUAUCAACACAGCCAGUGGGAGAACAGCAACUCUCUUCUAGUCUGUCUUCCUAGUUGUAACUAUUGCAAGUAACUGUUAAUAAGUCUAUAUUUGUAGUUACAGAAUGCUCUUGGUUAUAAAGCAGAUUCCACACAGUAUGAGAAUUUUUGUGGCUUGAGUUAACACUCCACACUCUUCCAUGUCAGUUUAGCCUAUAUACAUAAGUCCCCAUUUAUUAAUUAUUUGAGUUUUUGAAAGUGGCUUUAGAUAAAUUAUGUGACAGUCUACAAAAACCAGGUAUGUCUCCCACACUAUUGAAACUUAGAUGGUAAGCCUCUCGUGGCAGACAAUUUUUUUGUGUUUAUUUACUUGUUUAUCACUGCCCAUGAAACAUCCCAAAGCAGUCAGCAAUUAAAAAUAGAUAUACAGUGGUACCUCGGGUUAAGAACUUAAUUUGUUCUUGAAGUCUGUUCUUAACCUGAAACUGUUCUUAACCUGAAGUACCACUUUAGCUAAUGGGUCCUGCUGCUGCUGCUGCUGCACCGCUGCUGCAUGAUUUCUGUUCUCGCCCUGAAGCAAAGUUCUUAACCCCGAAGUAAUAUUUCUGGGUUAGCGGAGUCUGUAACCUGAAGCGUCUGUAGCCUGAAGCAUAUGUAACCCGAGGUACCACUGUAAUAACAAUAUAAAUUUGUUUGCAAUCUACUUUGCAAAGGGGUCAUAUGCACUGGUAGUGCUAUGUUAAUAUUGACAAUAAAGAUGUUACAAACAUGGGCUUCUUUGGGUAGCAUAUAAAGAACUAAAGUACAUAGUGGCUGUGAUUUUGAUCAAUGAGGUUUUUUGUUGUUCUUGUUGUUGAAAUCCUUUCUCCUGUAUUAGUGUUUCCCAGAUGCCAGUGACGGAGGGGAAGAGUGUCCAGCAAACAGUUGAAAUUUUAACAAGAAAGCUUGAGCUGCUUGGAGCAGAGAAACAGGGAACCUUUUGUGUAGACUGCGAAACGUACCACACUGCACCCUCCACAAUGGGCAAUCAAGGUAAGCAUUUAAUUUCCUACAAUUUAAAUCUACAGCAGGUCAAACCACUACUGUUCAUUCUCUUUAUUUACCAAAAAGGAUUUGAGCCCUUAACACUGGUGUACCCAUUUUAGUGUUUAUGCAAGCAGCAACAACCCACCCUCAAGAAUCUCCCUAUUUCCCCCCCAAGGGUGGAAAAGCUUAAUUAAUUCUCCUCUUACAAACCAUGUUGCUGGUACAGUGGCCUUAACUGCAUUUUCCUAAAUAAAUACAUAAAUCCAACACAUCCAGAGGCUGGCUAACAAUCCUGGACUACACUGCAGGGGUGUCAUACGUUACUCUCCCCUCCCCACCCCCCACCCCCCCACAAAAAGAAAAAAAAGUACGGCAGCACUGGAGUACUUUGCAGGGCUGUAACUCGUGCUUUCUCAAACACAGUCUCUAGCCCCUGUAACAUCGAUAUACUAAUGAUUGAUUUUAUUUGUAUUUGUAUUUGUAUUAGCAGGGUAUUUUUUAAAAAAAUAUACACAUACUCAGAAAAAUAUCAGUUUUGGCAUUAAACUGAACCUGAGUCAGAAAGAACAUGAACUCCUGCCUUUGCUGCUAACUUUUGGAACCAUCACUUCUCUACUAAGGAAUAUGAGACAUCAUUUCCAUAUGAACCAGUCACUUCUCCAUUGUAGGAAUGUAGAGAGAAAAAUUUAAAGUGGCCAAGGAAGUCCUAAAAACGGCUUCAGAAUGAACCAGAAAGUCCCUUCUCUGGACAAUGAAGGAAGGACUUCCUGGGUCAUUUUGAAAUCAUUUGGGGGGUCUUCUCUUCAAGUUGUAUGAAUCUAAAUUUCUCUCUAGCAUUCAGCAAUCACAGUGGGUUCAUAUCUCACAAAGCAAUGGUUUUGAAUGGCACCCAUACAUUUUGCUUCAUAAUCUUUGUUCUAAAAGGGGUUGAGACUUACUUAAAAAACUAAAAUCUCAGAGUGUACCCACCCUCCACUGGCUUUGGGCUGGUAUAGAUGUACCUCUUUGCACGCACACACACACCCUUUUCAGCAUCCUUGCUUGUUCCAUUGACUGCAGUGGGAACAAAGUUCAGUGGACCUUUGCAUCAUUAGUCAGGAUCCAACCCACUAGCGCCAAGCACUUUUAGCAUCAUCAGAUAAACCCUGCAAGUAAGUCUUUGAAAGAAACUUUUACACAAAAACUUGUUGACAAAUGAACAUUUCAGCAAUGUUUGUGUCUUCCAAAUGACAUAUGAUUGAUUCAAGGUUCCAUUAAUCUAAGCAAAACAUAUUUUACAAGCUAUGUGAUACUUGUUAGACCUGAAUUAAAUUCAUCUGGAAGAUAAUUAGCAGAGCUGAGGUUUUACAGUGGUAGCUGAAGCCAGAUUUCCUGAAGGAACUUGGAAACGUUCAGUGUAUUCCUCAUCACCCUGGAAUAUGGCUCAGGGAGUUUGGCAUUCUGGAUUGCCAGCAAAUGUUCUUUGCCACUUUCUCAUAAGUUAAUUAUUUUCCCCUCUAGAUGUCAGCAGUGUGCUUGGGCACCCAUCCUUUUGCCUCAGGUUCAUAAACAUGGCUGGAUCCAUGAUUGCUAGCAUGGAGAUACAUACCCGUAUUUUUCGCACCAUAGGACGCACCGGACAAUAGGACGCACUUUGUUUUAGAGGGGGGAGAACAAGAAAAAAAAUUAUCCCCCUCUCUGCCCAGCGCCCCUUCAGCGAAGCGGCAGGAGGCGCUGCGCAGAGAGGGGGAGAACUUUCCCCCUCUUGUUUUCCCGCUCUAAAACAAGGUGCCGUUUAAGGUGCGUUCAGGCGGCUACCUUGGAAGCCUGGAGAGGGAGAGGGGGCGGGGGGCACUGACCCCACACGCGCUCCCGGCUUCAGGUCCUCGACCUGCUCUUUGGGGCUGGCGGGGGGAAGCCCACCACCAGCCCCAAAGAGCAGGUCAGGGAGCAGCGGAAAGGCUCAGCGGAGAGGCUCCUGCCAUAGCCACGUGUCACCUCUCCAGCUGGGAGAGGGUCGCGGGGCUAUGGCGUCUUCGCUCCAUAGGACGCACACACAUUUCCCCUUCAUUUUUGAAGGGGAAAAAGUGCGUCCUAUAGAGCGAAAAUAUUUCUGCAGUUUCUCAGUAGGGCUUGAAUCAAUUCCCUACUCCUGGCUUUCACUAAGCACAUUAAAACUGUGGAGAAAAACAGCAAAACACCACUAGAGCUGUACUGUAGGCAUAUCUGGGAGUAAGCCCUAUUAAACCCAGUGACAGUGAGCAUCUGAAUUAAAAAUAGAUCGGAUUAGGCUGCCUGUAUAACUACUAGUUUAAUCUGGAGAGAAACCCUGCAGUGAUUUUUUAAAGAGGUAUUUCUAAAGCCUCAUUUAGAUUAGUUAUAAAGAUGCAUCUUAUUUGGAAUCCUAAAACAGUUGCAGCACAGGGGACAGUUACAUCAGUUGCUAACACAUCAUUGUACUUGCCUUAAAAAAACAACCCCAGACCAACUUACAUUACAGACAUUAAAAUCAGGUAUAAAAACAGAAGUCUAAAAUCACAUCCAUUCCAAACAUAUAUAAAAGACAGGUCUAAUACAACCCACACCACUCAAAACUGGAAAGAAAUAGGCCACAAAUAUACCCCAAAUCCUGCAAAAGCAUUGUUUUUGCCUGGUACAAUUCCCACUGGUACAGUAGGACCAACAUUUGCUAUUACUGAAUUGAUCCAUUGAUCAGAUCAGCUUAAUCCCUUCAUUUUAAGGGGGAUUGGCAAACUUUCUCUGGAGUGUAACAGAGAUGCAGAUCUUAGUGCUAAUGUCUACUUAGGCAUGGCUACAAUGCAGGGCUGGCUAGCCUGUGGCUGGAUUCAGCCUAGCAAGCUGCAGGAAGUGGCUUGCCAGCCCCUACAACUUUUUCUUUGUCUCCCGAUCUCAGCGCUGAGUUAGGGAGACAAAACGUUCUAUGUGCUCUUUAGAGGUGACAUUGAGGGCAGCAUUUUCCCCACCCCUCCCACUCCAGUGGUAGGGGAAGGAUUGGAAGCACUGUACGUAUUUUGUUCCUUACAGAAGUACCUCUGAGUUCUAAAAGGCAGCAUUUCCCCCUGCUGUCCCUGACCUACCAGAGGUGGACAGGGAAGAGUGGGCUCUCCUGGUGCAGGACUUCUUCCUGUCCUCCUGCCCUAGGGCUGCCAUACAUCCGGAUCUUCCCUGGGUUUGUCCAAAAAAAGUUCAACAACUUUUGGGGUGUCCUGGUUUUUACUUUUUGAAAUGUGGCAACCCUAUCCUGUCCCCAACCCUCUGGAGCUGACUUUGAAGGUCCAUGGGGAGCCAGAGAUCAUGGAGGAGUAGACCGGUGAGGGAGAGGAGGCUCUAUUGUGUGUUCAGAAGUCCAUUGUGCCAAUAGAGCUGCGACACUGGAUACAAUCCCAGGUCUUGUGUUCGCUGUUCUCUGCAUAGUACUGUGCCACAAUAGAUUCAUUAGGCUUCUGAAGAUUUUUGCAAUGACUGUUGUAGUUCAAAUUAUAGUCAAACCCCUCUUCUCUCCAUCUUGCAAAAGAAUGUUGUUGAGUGUACUUUUGUAAGGAGGUUAAGCGGAUGUGUAUCUGAAGUAUAUACUCUAGAAAGAACAAAUGCUCAUUUAUCUCAAGAUCGUGGUUCUUUAAGUAAAAUAACAUUGAUUGUGUUUUGCUAGCCUGGAAAAGCCAUUCAGCGACCAGCGCGACGUAGAGAUUCUGUAACAGCCCCAGUGGUUGUCAAGCAGCAAAGAGACAAAGGAAAAUGUAGCAGAUGUUUCAUUUUAAAGCAUCUUAAGAGGGAAGGAAUAACAACCUUGAAGUGAAAGUAAUGCUGCUCUUGUUUCAGGGCAGGCUGCCAAGCUGAUGUAUGUGAUGCACAAUUCCGAAUAUCCCCUCAGCUGCUUCGCUCUCUUUGAAAAUGGUCCUUGCCUCAUAGCAGAUGCCAACUUUGACGUACUUAUGGUGAAGCUGAAAGGCUUCUUUCAGAAUGCCAAAGGGAACAAGAUAGAGAGCCGGGGAACCCGGUACCAGUACUGCGAUUUCUUGGUGAAGAUUGGCACUGUUACCAUGGGGCCCAGCGCCCGUGGUAUAUCUGUGGAGGUAAGGAUGCUCCUCAAACAAGGGGGAAGUUAGGAUAUGAGGUAAUAUAUUACAUAGCUCCAGCUCAGGGCAGGUAUAGCAAACAGUUUACUGAAUCAGGAAACAUAUCUAAUAAGUAUAUAGGAGGUGAGACGGUCUUUGUGGGCCUUUGAGGUGGUGUGGACUGCAUGCUAACUGGGGCUCUUGGGAGCUGGAGUCAAACAACAUCUGGAGUGCCACAGGUUUCCCAGGCCUUCCAUAGGACAUAACAGUACCUGGUUUAUCCCCUCAGAGCAUGCAGCUAGGUGUGCACACAGGCAGGGCACCAGGGCGAUCCAGGGUUCAUGAAACCUACACAAACCCUUCCCAUAUCCCUGUCCAGACUCCCACCCCACCCCACUGUGGUUAAGGGGUAAUAUCUCAAAAAGGGAGUUGCUAUGUUGUACUCAAUUUUUCCUCCACAUGUGCUGAGAAGCCUUUCUUUCCCUUCAUGAUCUUUUAUCUCUGUGCAAAGCCGUGACUAUUUCAACCUGAGGGUCCACAAGUUGGUUGAUUUGCUUGGCACACAGGCUUUAAAAGAAGUGAUCCCGUUACAACGAGCUUACUAAGCACCAUUUGUAGCACAUUAGCUGUGUAACUGUUCUCCAUAGAGUGUUUUGUAGGCAUUGUAUAACAUGAGCUCUUUAAGGGGCGAAUAUAUGCCUGGUUCAUGAAAAAUGAAAACUGGAUGGAUGGGCAAUUAUUGGCGGAGCAGAUUCAGACAGCUGACAGCUCGAGGUCACUGAGCUGUUUCAGUUGAGGGAAAGCCUGGUGUCAGUGGGGUGACAUCCUUGGGCAGUUGUCAGUGCCCCAGCAGAGUCCACUGCUGCUUUUCCUCAAGACGUUUUAAAAAGCUAAUGCAUACCAGUGCUAUCUUGGAGUUUAUGGCAGUGCCCCGGAAGUUGAGCGGUCUUGGAGCAGUGUAAUGGGGUGUGUGUGUGUGUGUGUGUGUGUGUGUGUGUGUGUGUUGGUGGCUGUUUUUACACUGCUAGAUUCAGAAUUUGCCAUUUCUAUCUCUGAUGCCAUUAGGAGCUAUCACUGGGACAAGUGGAGCUAGGUGCCAUCAAUAUGCUGGUGACGCUCAGCUCUCGUUGUCCAUAGCAUUAAAAGCAAGAGGCAGUGAAGAUCCUGGGCCAGUGUCUGGAUGCAAUGGUGGGCUGAAUGAGAGGACAUAAGAUGAGCCCGAAUCCUGGCAAGAAGGAGGCUCUGUGGGCAAGUGGUUUUUGUGUCUGAGAAGCUGGUCCAUUGCCUGCUACAGAUGGGGUUGCGCUCCCUCUGAAGGAGCAGGUAUGUAACCUUGUCCUUGGUGGCAAAGAGGGCAGACAGCUGCAACCAUUCCUGCACUGGGUCAUCUUGGCAACUUCAAGGCUAUACUACUUGAAUACACUCUACAUGGGGCUUCCCUUGUGCUUGGUCCAGAAACUGCCAUUAACGCAGAAUGCUACAACAGAAUGGUUGACAGGAUAUUAUACCUCUUGGCAUAUUAUACCUGUGCUCAAAGUGUAAUCCAUUUGUUAGAAUGGAGGUUGUGUUACUAAUUGAACUUUGGCUUGGCAAUCCAGACAGUUAGGUCUUUUAAUUUCAACAAUUUUUAAAAAGUAUUAUCAAAGACCUAAUCCUGUUUACAGAUGAAACCUUUUCCUGUGAACAGGAUGUGCUGUCUUUGGUUCUGAACUCAUCAAAAUGCAUUUGAGAGGGUGUGAUUCACAAAUUAAAUUUGAGUUGUUUAUGCCGAUUUAUGGGCAUGGUUUUGAUUUUUAAACAAGGCUAGUCCAAUGCCUAUGGAGAACUGAAUGGGUAGUGGUUAGCAAGCUCUGAACAUAGACAUACAUACACAAACCUGCACAAAGCUUUUCUUUUGGAUUUGUAGCAUUAAACCUUUGUUGUGCAAUGAAUGCCAAUUAAAACAAAUGACACGGUAGCCUUGAUGAUCUCAGCCAAAGGCAUGAUCCACUGAUCAGAACCAAAGGCAUACGCUUGAAAAGCUGACACUUUCAUAUCACUACCUAGUACUUAUUUGCUGUGUCACUUUGUCAAUUACCUAGGCAUUGCAGCUAUACCGUAUAAAUACUACUUCCACCUCUGGGUUCAGUAAUUGUCUCUAAUCAGCUGAGAGCUGUAUCUCCAUCUGCUGAGGAUGAACAGUAAAAUCCUAGAGGAAGGUAACUUGACUGGCAAUUCCUCAGCUUUGGAACCAUUUCUCCCCACCCCCAAGAGGUUUGCCAAAGCCUGAAUUUGAUCAGAAUCCAGAAUUAAUACAACAUUUGUGACAUGAGCAAACGUUUUGUGACUUUGGCUAAUUUUAGUCUUAUGCUUAUUUAUAAUAAAAAAAAAUUGCUAUGGACUCCACCCCAAAAAGGCACUGAAUUUGCCCUUGCUUUUGGCAUUUAUUCUAAUCUUGCAGUGAUAAGCCCAUACAAGCUUAAGGGUUGUAGCCAUUGCUGCAUGACCAGAGUUCUGUUUGCACAGUGGGAGUUCCCUUUCCUCACACUAUGCGAUUCCAAAAUCUAUUCUGGAGCGCCUCGCAACCAUAUGGAGCAGAUUUUGAGGAUACAUGGGUGGGGGCUUCAACGGAGAGGAAAUUUCCAUAGUACAAAUGGAAAUCUGCUGCUUGAACGAAACAGCAGUGUUUGAUACAACCCUAAAUAGAGCUAGAACUUGAGAGUGUCUGCUUGAAAGUUCUCAAGCGCCUCAGGAUUUUCACAAUCUCCAUUAACCCCCAGCAAUCUUUCUUGCAAAGAACGGGUGAGCCUCUCCACUGCUACUAAACAUUAUGCUUUUUGAGAGGUUGGGAUGGAAUCGUAACUGCCCGCUGGAGAGUUCUUGUUGGCGGCUGGCUGCUUCAGAGCUUUUGUUUCUGUUGCCAGGUGGAAUACUGUCCGUGUGUGGUGGCCAACGACUGCUGGAACCUGUUAAUGGAGUUCAUGCAAAGCUUCAUGGGAAGCCACGCUCCCGGAAUCCCAUCUGUGUUUGGCAAUAAGCACGACAGCAUCUACAGCUCGGCUGACACAAUGGUCCAGUACAUGGAACUCUUCAACAAGAUUCGCAAGCAGCAGCAGGUGCCUGUCGCAGGAAUCAGAUGAGGAAAGCUUCGUAAGGCCUUAUUUCACGGGAGCAAUCAGUUUGCUGAAUAGUCGGUUGAAAUUGCAGUUCCAUCCCAGUAGUCCAGAUCGCAAUUGUUUCCCAUUAAAUCAAUGCAGUCUGUCUCCCUAAGAGAGGUAGAAUUAAUUCUGUCUCAUCUCAAACCUCCAGGGGUAUGCCUCUCUUAUAAUAAUGGCAUACUUUGCCUUAGACUGCUAUCUCAGAGAUCUGCCUCCCGCUCUUGAAGCAAGAUUCCUGCCCCUGAGUGGAAGCUGGAGGAAAACAAUCAUCUUGAAGGAGCACAGGUUGAAAUUGCAUAGAAAUAGGAGAAUGGGCUUUGGGGGUCCUUAAUUUCCUUGACUGGCUACGAGUGAAUAUGAAAUUUCUAUGAGAGUGAAAAUAGGUUAAUAUGGCUUUUAUUAAAGGAACUUUAAUUUUGCAUAUUAAUGUUGUAGAUGUUACGUAUUUUAUAGAUUUUAUCCUAUAAUUUGCGGGAGAUUUAUAUUUUGGGUUGAAACGUAAUAUCUCGUUGAAGCAAGCAAGAUAAAUUAUCUGUUGGCUUAUCUGUGUUUAAGUUAUUGGCAUCUUACUAUCUUCAAAAAGCAUUUGAGAGGAAUAAAAUGUUUGGGCUUUAGGUUCAUUUCACUGAAGUCUUAGGGCUUAAUUCCUCUGCCUUCUUGACUAAUGUUUUCUGCUGGAACAGAUAAAACCCCUGACAGUGCAAAACUUGUACAGAGCAAGAUUUCAGUCAAAAUCACCAAGGCAUCAUUAUCUUUUGAAGAUGAUAUAAAAAAAAUGCAUACCUUGAAAGUUCUCAAAAAUAUUAAGAAUGAUGCUUAUUAAAGAAGCUAACAUGUUCACCUUAUUUUAUUUGUUUGUGUUUUAAAACUUAUUUGUUAUGUUUUGUUACUUCUACAGUUUGUUGUGUUUACUGCAUUUAAAGCUUCCCAAAUU